Molecule: messenger RNA, 1149 nt
Organism: Paramecium pentaurelia
Lineage: Eukaryota; Ciliophora; Oligohymenophorea; Peniculida; Parameciidae
Source: the annotation of a GenBank genome assembly
AUGAGCAUUUAUUAGAAAUUAAGAUCUGCUUCAAAUGAAUUUUUGAGAGAUUUAAAGAUAAAUGAUAAUCAUUAAUCUUUUGUUAUAGGAAUGGUUUGUGGAUAUUUUUUAUAAAAUAAUUCAGAUUGCUCGAUUAUAGCAUUAAAAGAUUAAAUUAAAGCUGUUCAAGAAAUGAUUACAAAUGGAUUAGUUAAAGGAAAUUAUUUUGAUGAUUUUGCACAAUCUCUAAUAAGCAAUCUUGAAAAACCUAGAAAUUAUAAUUUCUAAUAAUAAGAUGGUGGUGGUGGUACACCUGUUUUGUAAAAUGAAGAUUAAGAUUAAAAAUAAAAAUAUUAAUAUGAAGAUCCAAAUGAAGAGGCUACAAUGGCAUUAAUAAAGAAAUUACAAGAGGAAGAUUAGAAAUUUGCAUAAAAAAAAUAAAUAGAAAUUGAAUAAGUGGAUUGUCCUAUUUGUUUUUCAAAUCUUAUGGAAGAAGAUGUAAUACCAUUAGAAUCUUGUGUUCAUAUUUUCCAUAUAAAUUGUCUAAAAGAAUUAUUAUUAUAGUGUAUAAAAGAGAAGAGGAAUUAAAUAACAUGUCCUGAAUAGAAAUGUGGAAAAGAUAUUGCUAUAAAUGAUAUAUCACAUAUUAUAGGAAAAGAGAAGAAGGAUGAAUAUCUUAAUUAUACACUUAAUAAAUUUGUUGAUGAUCAUGGUGCUGAUAUGUCUUGGUGUCCAACUCCUGAUUGUUAAUAUGCUUUUGUAUUAGGAGAUGAAGAUGAUAAUAAUCAAUUUGAAUGUCCAUUAUGUAAAAAAUCAUAUUGUUUGAAUUGCAGAGUCACUUUUCAUAAAGGAUAAACUUGUAAAGAGUAUUCAAUUACAAAUACAAGAGAUUAAAAUGAUGAGAAAUUUGAAAAGUUUGUUAAAGGUCAUAAAUUUAAGAUGUGUACAAAAUGUAAAUUCUGGGUUGAAAAGAAUUAAGGAUGUAAUCAUAUGACAUGUAGAUGUGGAUAUUAAUUUUGUUAUGUUUGUGGAGGAAAAUAUUUAUAAUGCGAAUGUGUUGAAAAAUAAAAAUAAUAAUAAUAGGAAUUUUUAAGAAAAUCAUAAUUAGCCAUUUAAUAACAAAGAUAAUUAAAAAAACAAUCAAAAAAAUCUAGUAAAGGUAGAAGAUGA